Molecule: messenger RNA, 5663 nt
Organism: Phalacrocorax carbo (great cormorant)
Lineage: Eukaryota; Metazoa; Chordata; Aves; Suliformes; Phalacrocoracidae
Source: RefSeq, a predicted model, not a curated record
CCGCCGCCGCUGCGCAGGGAGCAGCUGCUCCCUGACACAUCCCCCCGCUGCCAUAUUGUGUCCGCGCCGGCGGCCGCACGGCUUCAUGACCGCGGGGACACCAACCAAGGAGUGUGCUGCCUCAACAGCUCCAACCGCCACAGGUUUUCUGCUUGAGGAGCCCUCCUGUGUCCUCUGGAGAGCUUGAGAUGGAAGGCACCAGCAUUGCCACAACUCUGAGUGUCAGGACGUGCCAGUCCAACCAAUAAAGCUAAAUGGGUCCAGUCACUGGAAUGACUCCGGAUAAGAAAGCUGAAACGCCAGGAGCAGAAAAAGCUGCAGGACUACGGCAGUGUCAUGGGAUGGGAAGCUUGCCCGAUGCAGGCGAUGCCGGCAGGCCGAAGGCCACUGUGGUGGACAGAGAUUCAGCAGACGAUGAGCUCACGAAUUUGAACUGGCUGCAUGAAAGUACUAACCUCCUAACAAACUUCAGCCUCGGAAGCGAGGGUCUUCCAAUCGUUAGCCCCUUGUAUGACAUUGAGGGCGACAGUGUGCCAUCCUUCUCGCCAUCCUGCUACCAGAACCCUGAAAAAAAAUCCUCUACUUCCAAACCCCCGUACUCUUUCAGCCUUCUCAUUUACAUGGCGAUUGAGCAUUCCCCCAACAAGAGCUUGCCAGUCAAAGAAAUCUACAGCUGGAUCCUGGAGCGCUUCCCCUACUUUGCCACAGCACCCACUGGCUGGAAGAACUCAGUCCGACACAACCUCUCCUUGAACAAGUGUUUCCGAAAGGUGGAGAGAAGCCAUGGCAAGGUGAAUGGAAAAGGUUCAUUAUGGUGCGUUGACCCAGAAUAUAAACCUAAUCUUGUCCAAGCAUUGAAAAAGCAGCCUUUUCCCUCAGCACUUGCAUUUUAUACUCCACCAGCGUCACCACCAAGUAGGUCAGCGUCCCCCCACUACCUAAGUUCAGUCCUUCAGCAGAAUCAUGGCCGAUCCCUCAAAGAAUCCGAUAUUGAUGCUGCUACUGCAAUGAUGCUGUUAAAUACUUCCAUUCAACAAGGGAUGCUGGACUGUGAGAAACCUCAGCCUCUGAAGACACCCAAGAAGAGGAGUUACGGCAGUGCAUUUAAUCCUCCCAGUUCCAUAAAUUUGCAGGAAAAUGAUUCUGCGGCCACCAAUAUUGAUCCAAAGGAGGAUCACAACUACAGUGCCAGCAGCAUGGGUUCCCAGCGCUGUGCAUCUAGGUCCAGCAUGUCUUCCUUUUCCUCCCUUGACGAGGUGUAUGAAUUUAUCUCCAAGACCAGCCAUGACGGAAGUGAUGGCAGCGAAGGAUUUCACAGCGAAGUGGAUACAGACGUUGACUAUGAAGAUGAUCCUCUUGGAGACAGUGGCUAUGCAUCACAAUCUUGUGUAGAUACCUCUGAGGAAAAUCAGCCUAGCAACAAAGCACUCAAGGAGUUAUGUCAAGAAAUCGACGAGGAGUUGAAAGAAGCAGCAGGGUCUCUGCUCCACCUUGCUGGCAUCCAAACGUGCUUGAGUUCCUUAAUAAGUACUGCAAAGACCCACUGUCACAAGCAAAGGAAAAAAUAGUAUGUUUCUCAGUGUUGAAUAUAUACAUAUAUUUUUUUUAAUUGUGGCAAUACUCUUCUACUUUUACCCUUCACAAGGGAGAUCAAAGCCAUAAGAGGACUCAUUGCUUUUUUAUUUUUUGGCGCUAACUAUAAUUUAGCCAUUUAUUUUUAAAUCACUGCCUAAAAAAAAAAAUAUUUAAUCUUCUCAAAUUAGAAGAGAUGCAUGACUUGUGAAAACCUGAAAGCAUACUUCUUAAUGAUCACUUUUUAAUUCUUUUCUUUUUUAUAGUUGAUAUAUUUUUUUUUCCAGAGAGAUGUUUGUUCAGAUGCACAUUGUGGAUUAUAGUUCCAUCUCUGCUGGCCCCAUCUCCAGAGGUGAAUUUUGCCCUAACUAAGGGCUCUGACUUCCACGUAAAGGAUUACAAAGGAGGAGACAAAGAAAGGGCGGGGGGGGGAAGGGUUCUGGCCUCAGUUGCCUCUUUCCACCCAUCCUCUCUUCACUCUUCUGGGCAGGUCUCAGUGGAAACACUGGUGAAGCAGCUCUGAGUGGCUGCAGUUUUCAGCCCAUCUGACAUGGUGGCUGAAACCCUGUAGCACUCUAGGAGCUGCUUUCAGCAAGAUGCUAAGUACCUCCUGGAAGAGUGGGGGUAAAGGGUAGCUGAGGUGCGUAUCACCCACAGUUUUCUUUUCUCCUUCCCCUCAAUCUGCUGUGUGCAGGUCAGAUUCCUGAAGGAAAACGGGGUUUUUUCAUAUUAAGACAAAUUGUCUUUUUUUGUGGGUGGGUGGGGGGUGGGGUGUGGGGUCCUUUUCAUGCAGGUGCAUGUAUGCAUGCAUGCACCUUGGAUGUAGCCAACAGUGAAAACUGCCACUUGCCGAGUUUGCUGUUGUCCUCGUGUUACCACCAAUGUUAAAUAUGUAGUAGCUGUGUAGUCCUGCAAAAUCUACAUUUCUGCUCCCCUAUACCGAUUUUGGGGGAAAAAGAACCCGACAGUUGAUGGUGGGGACAACAUGGAUGAGAUGGAGGCUUUAGAUGCCUAGGUGGUGAACAGCUGCUGAAAAGGGAAUGUCUGAAAAGGGAUCUUCCUUUUAGACCAGUGAACCCCAAACUGCUUUUGGGGUUUUGCCCCUUCCCCCAGUGCUUGUUGGGCUCUCUAUCCCUUUUGUUUCCCCGAUCACUGUGCCUUGUGCUGUGUGAGUCCUGUCAGCCUCCUGCUGCAUAUGGGGCAUCUAAGGGGCGAGGCUAGGCUUUAGCCUUUGGAUGCACAUCAUAGCUCGGGAGGAACUCUGUUUUGGGAAGAAAUUCCUUCACAAUUAAUUUUUGCAAUAAAAGAAUCUCUUUACAGUUCCCAGACAUCCUUCAGCCAAAAAAUGUUUUAGUGGUAUGGUGUACUUUUUCUCCUUGUUUUUUUUUAAAUCAGUGGUGAUUGCUUAUAUCUUCUUGUAGAUGAUGGCUUUUCUAAUUAAGUUUUCUGUUCAAAAAUGGUUAGCAGUUCUGUUGGAGUGGGUUUUAACAGGACUGUAAGUAUAAGGAUGCCUUAAAUAUGUUGCAGAACCGUACACAACUAUCAAAGGUCAUUCCUCUUUUCGAAAGGUAGCACAAUGUGCCAUAAAUGUUCUCACUAACACAUGAAGCUGUUGCUUCCAGCAGGUGUUGGGCAAACUGGUUGAAAAUUAGGAGCAGAGCCACCUAGGAAACCAGUGUCCACUGUUCUGGCUGUAGAAAACAGUGCUGGAUUGAGCCAAAAGUUAACCUUUCCUCAACGGGGUAUUUUUCUGGCUAUUUGGAGGCCUUUCUUUGAUCAGUGUGGUUUUUGGGUUUUUGGGGUUUUUUUUUUUCUUAUUUGUCAGUUUCUUUGUGAAUACUGCCAUAAACUGUCUACUUUAAAUAUGAACACAGCCAUGCUGCUGAAGGUCUGUUGCUCUGAGGGCCUGUUCUAGUGCCUCUUGAAGACAACGGCGGUGCUCUGCCUGACUCAGUGGCUGUUGGAUCAAGCCUGACAUAUUUGAGGUUCUUUGUGUUCUGGAAUUUAAAGCCAACAUUGUUUUUUUUUUAAGCACAAACACUAGGGGAAAAAAAAAAGUGAUUCUUUUUUUCUUUUUCCACCUAUUUCAGUUUUAAGCAUGAUUUAUUUUAUUUCUUGAAAGGGAAGAAAAAUACUUUGCUGCAUUCCUGCUUUGUGUGAAUACCUGUUAGCCCACAUCCGUAACAGGGUAAUGUGUGCAGAUGUGUAUGUCUUCUGGAUAUCACAAGUGGUGCAUUAGCCAAUUAGAUCUGAUCUCGGAUGUGUUACUGAUGGACAGUAGGGGUAAAACUCGCUUUUUAAAGGAAAAUUAAGUACCAACGCAGUGGUUCUUAGGAUUUUGGGAUGUGGAGAUAUGAAUGCUUGGUGGAAUUGCUUUUUGCUUUUGUACCUUGGAUGGAGAACUGCAAAGGGCAGAGUUUGUAUCAAUGUGAAAACAAGGAUUCAGCUACACAGAAAUAUUGUUAGCAACCUGGGAUUUUGCUCGGUGCAAUGAUUUCAGUUGCACGCUGUUGAAGAGGAGUGCUGCCUGGCUCCUGCUCAAGGUGGUUGCAGCUUUUCUGUAGCUUCCAGUGAAAGCUGGAUCAAGGUCCAAGUGUUCUGGAAACUACGGUCAUAGUCGGCUCCAUGGUUUGCUUUGUUUCUGAAUUAUUUUUCUGCCUCAGAUAAAGUUUUGAGAAGGUUAAUACUUACUAGGAGUGUGGCUAUGCUGCUGUUAACCCUGAAGUUGUUGAUAAUGACUUCAGCAUUUCUGAAGGGAUGGGGUUGGGAUGCUAACAAUGUGUUUAAAUACCAUAUGCAAUGAGCAAUAAAACCGUACUAAUCAGAAUUUAAUGGUGAAAGCUGCAUCCGUCCUUAUGGCUUUCAGCCUGGGAGGACUGGAAUUGUGGAAGGGGGAAGUGGGGCCAUGCUCUCCAUGCUCUGCCAUCUUCCCUCUCCCCUUUGCGAAGGAGCAGGCAGCUGAUCUGUGCCCCCGACCUAUUCUUCCACAUUGUCGCAUGCCUCUGCCCGCACGUUUUGGCAGGUGAAGGCCGCCAGCUCAGUUGCAGAGCACCCUCUUGGUAGUGGGAGAAUAGCUGCCCUCCUUUUACGUAAACAUUGGGUUUGGGUUUGUUUGCCACCUCAGUUAGAGACCCUGGUGUAUAUAUUAUAAAUGGAGUAUAAUUAAAAGUUAUUUUGAUUGUUGGGUUUGGGGUUGUUUGGUUUUUUUUCUUCAGUGACUAUGUAAAAUGUUCAUGCCAAUGGUUGACUCAGAUAUAUUUUGGCAAGAGAAGUAUUAAUGAACCACAUUCAAUUCUUUAAUACAGUGAAGAAGUGUAUGAGACUUGUGUGCAAGGGAGGCUGCUCUGUUCAGGCUAAAUUUGAUGUGAGUACUGUACAAACCUGUAUUGGCCUUUCCGAUUCCAAUACUAAAUUACUGCUUUUGCAAAAGUCACAUCAAAUGUUAUAAAAUCUGACUGUAAACAAAAGUUGUAUGGUUUGCAGCUUUUCAUCAGCCUGAAAAGUAAGUACAAGCUUUGGUUAAAGCAAAGUACACUCAUACAUGAUACUAACGGUGUAGUCAAAAUAUUUAUUGAAAAGGUAAAAUAUUUUAAAUGUUGCACCUGCCAUUAUAUAUUAAAGCACAUUCUUCACACCUAACUGCCAGUGCCAUUAUCAAGUCUGUUUUAUAAAUGUACAUUUCUUCAAACUAAAAAGUGCAUAAUUAAAAGUAUUACGUUACUGCCAUAUAGCGAUAUAAAACAUUUUAUAAUUGCCAAUUCAUUGUAACUAUUAUUUAUUUAAAAGUGAAUUGUAAGAAUGCUUUCUGAUCAAAUGAACCAGAGUUGUUUUUAAACAGUUCCCGUUAGCUUGUUUCUAAUGUAGCAUAAGCAAUGUCCUUUGGUUUGUUUAGAAUAAUUUUGCCAGUAGGUGACCAAUUCUAACCCUUUUUCCUCCAGUUUAGUCCUUUACCUGUUUUAAAGACAAUUUACAGAAGUUUAGUUUUUUGUAUGCUAAUCUCUGUUAAUUAAAAUGUUUAUAAAGUUUAUUUUUACCAAAGAGAUGCAAUUCAUUAUGACAAAAUAUUGCAGAAUAAACUUUGUUUUAUAACA